Molecule: messenger RNA, 2300 nt
Organism: Triplophysa rosa
Lineage: Eukaryota; Metazoa; Chordata; Actinopteri; Cypriniformes; Nemacheilidae
Gene: galcb
Product: galactosylceramidase b
Exons: 17
Coding region: 53-2050 (665 amino acids)
Biological process (GO): galactosylceramide catabolic process
Cellular component (GO): lysosome
Molecular function (GO): galactosylceramidase activity
Source: RefSeq, a predicted model, not a curated record
CACCUAGGAAGUGCAAGUCAGGUGAUAAUGUAGCAGGAGCUCAUGAGUUAGAAUGAACACAGAAAUUCAGUGUUUACUGCUUUUAAGUAUUUUUCUCUCUGCACUUGUUUGUUCAUGCGACGAAUACUAUUUAUAUGAUGAAUUCGGACUAGGACGAUCGUUUGAUGGCAUUGGUGGUUUAAGUGGCGGUGGGGCAACAUCGCGUUUACUAGUCAAUUAUGCGGAACCGUAUCGCAGUCAGGUACUGGAUUACCUUUUCAAGCCUAAAUUUGGUGCUUCAUUACAAAUACUAAAAGUUGAAAUAGGAGGCGAUGCUCAGACCACAGAUGGAACUGAACCCUCCCAUAUGCAUUAUGAAGAUGAUGAGAAUUACUUUAGAGGUUACGAAUGGUGGCUAAUGAGUGAAGCCAAGAAGAGGAACCCAAACAUCACCCUCAUAGGUUUGCCCUGGGCUUUUCCCGGAUGGGUGGGAAAUGGUGAAAAUUGGCCCUAUGGUUUCCCUGAUAUCACUACCUCUUAUGUGGUGUCAUGGAUUAUUGGGGCCAAGCAGUACCAUGACUUGGACAUUGAUUAUGUCGGGAUAUGGAAUGAACGGAGCUUUGACACUAAAUACAUAAAGAUUUUGCGAUACACACUGGAUAAAAGUGGCCUGGAGAGAGUUAAAAUAAUUGCCAGUGAUAGUCUCUGGGAGCCAAUCAGCUCCUCUGUUGUUGCUGACAGUGAACUCAGAGAUGCUGUUGAUGUUUUAGGGGUUCAUUACCCCGGUACCACCAGUUCACCUGAAGCCCUGAAGACAGAAAAGAAACUGUGGUCCUCUGAAGACUACAGUACUUUUAAUAAUGACGUUGGCGGAGGCUGCUGGGCGCGAAUUCUCAACCAGAAUUACGUCAAUGGCAGAAUGACAGCGACCAUAUCCUGGAACCUUGUUGCCAGUUAUUACGGAAACCUUCCCUUUGGAAGAGAUGGACUAAUGACUGCAAAUGAGCCAUGGAGUGGAAAUUAUGUUGUUGAGUCCCCCAUCUGGAUAACUGCUCACACUACCCAGUUUACUGAGCCUGGCUGGAAGUACCUGCAGACUGUUGGACAGCUGAUGCACGGUGGGAGUUAUGUUGCACUGACUGAUGGGAAAGGAAAUCUAAGCUUAAUCACUGAAACCAUGACUCAUGAUCACUCUGUGUGUAUAAGACCUCCACUACUUCCCUAUAAUGUCUCGGCACAGAAUGUAACGUUUCAUCUGAGAGGGUCUUUCGCUUCCAUUAGUGAGCUGAAGGUGUGGCAUUCAAAGUUUGAUUUCAAAGGAGACAAGACAGUCCUGUUCCAAAAUCUUAAGCCUGUUAAAGUUAUUGAGGGGUCUUUCAGCAUAGAGCUCGAUGUUGAUGAAGUCUAUACUUUUACCACUAUCACAAAUGGUCAGAAAGGGAGUUAUCCAGAUCCUCCACUCUCUGCUCCCUUUCCUAAAACUUAUAAAGACGAUUUUGAUGUCCAACAUCCUUAUUUCUCAGAGGCUCCCAACUUUGCCGAUCAGACGGGUGUUUUUGAGUACUUCACUAACCUGACGGACCCCGGCCCUCAUGUUUUUACUUUGAGACAGGUGGUCACUCAGCGCCCUGUGACCUGGGUCGCAGAUGCUGAUCAGACAAUCAGCGUUAUUGGUGAUCAUAACUGGCAGGACUUGAUGGUAUCGUGUGAUGUGUACAUGGAGACUGUGCGCACUGGUGGGGUCUUUAUUGCGCUCAGAGUGGAUAAAGGUGGAGGUGUGGUCCGCAGUGCAAAGGGGAUCUUCUUCUGGGUGUACGCAGAUGGCACCUAUAAAAUCACCAGUGACCUUAGAGGAAUAAUCAUUCUUGCUGAAGGAUUCUCUGGAACUAGAGCACAUGUAUGGUACACCUUGACCCUCACAGUCGAGGGAGACUAUGCAUCUGCAGAACUCAAUGGCUCACCUCUCUGGAAAAAUGAAGUGCCCUCGGAGUCAAGAAAUGGAUGGGCGGCCAUUGGCACUAGUUCCUUUGAACUCACACAGUUUGAUAAUUUUGCUAUAAAGGCAGAAUAACUCCCAGCCUUGUCUUUGUUUUGACAUUGUUGUGAAAACGCUGAACAAGCAUUUUAAGGGUUGUGACUGAUUUGCAUAUAAACAGAUUUAAUGGUUAAAUUAGGUUUUCAGUUAUGUAGCACUGCGACUUAAUAGAAAGUAACAAUUUAAACCAGUUAUGUGAUUCAUUGUAAAAAUGUAAAAUUAUUUAUUAUAAUUAAUUUAUUUGUGAAUGUUUUUCACUCAAACACAUGAUUCUGUUUAAUAAAUU